Molecule: messenger RNA, 270 nt
Organism: Macroventuria anomochaeta
Lineage: Eukaryota; Fungi; Ascomycota; Dothideomycetes; Pleosporales; Didymellaceae
Product: Chaperone/heat shock protein
Exons: 3
Coding region: 1-270 (89 amino acids)
Source: RefSeq, a predicted model, not a curated record
AUGUCUGAUGCCGCACGCAAGGAUUUCCACACCAAGGCUGGGGAGAAGCUCACUCCCGACUCCUCCAAGUCUACUCUAGACAAGACCAAGGAGACCAUCACCGGCACUGCCGACAAGACCGCCCGCGAGGCCCAGCCUGACUCCCAGAAGACCACCGCCCAGUCCCUCGGCGACAAGGUCGGUCGCACCAAGGACGACAAUGUCCACGGCUCUACGCACGAGUCGGUUGGCGACAAGGUCAAGGGCGCGCUUGGUAUUGGCAAGCACUAG